Molecule: messenger RNA, 571 nt
Organism: Penaeus indicus
Lineage: Eukaryota; Metazoa; Arthropoda; Malacostraca; Decapoda; Penaeidae
Product: perlucin-like protein
Exons: 4
Coding region: 91-570 (159 amino acids)
Source: RefSeq, a predicted model, not a curated record
CAAGCAGUGUCUUUAAAAGGGGCCAGCACACGACCCCCAGCCCACCCAGUGCGGAACAGGUCUGGUCGACGGGAAACCGUUAUUUCCACCAUGAAGUUCCUGGCGCCGGUUAUUCUCACUGCGUUGAUCUCCGUCGCUGCGUCAGGCAGUGUUCGUUCUAACGUCUGCCCUUCCCCCUAUGAGCCCCUGGACGAAACGAGGUGCAUUUUCGUGGACGCCUUUGUAGCCUACACUUGGCAAGAAACGGUUGACUUAUGCAAGACCCACGGCGGGGAGAUCCUGAUGAUCGAGGACUGUGAGACGUUCGCCCUAGUCUACGACUACGUCAGGAGCCAGGAUGCCACAAAAGGAAAACACUACUGGAUAGGAGCAACAGAUGAAGUAGAAGAAGGCGCAUGGAAAUUUGUAAACAACAAACCCACUCCCAUGGGCAUUCCUUUCUGGGGUGUAAACGAGCCUAACAAUGGGAAUACCUACAACUGCGCUUUUAUGCAUGCUUCUUAUAACCAUUAUUGGUACGAUAGCCAGUGUGGAAACAGGUAUAACCCCAUUUGCCUCAAGACUUAUUAAU